Molecule: messenger RNA, 4178 nt
Organism: Lepus europaeus (European hare)
Lineage: Eukaryota; Metazoa; Chordata; Mammalia; Lagomorpha; Leporidae
Gene: JMJD6
Product: jumonji domain containing 6, arginine demethylase and lysine hydroxylase
Exons: 7
Coding region: 97-1341 (414 amino acids)
Biological process (GO): phagocytosis
Cellular component (GO): cytoplasm; nucleus
Molecular function (GO): histone H4R3 demethylase activity; P-TEFb complex binding
Source: RefSeq, a predicted model, not a curated record
CUGGGCCGGGGCGAAGGGCGUUUCGGGGCGGCCGCCGGCCGAGCUGGGAGCGGCGCGUUCAGCGGCAGGAAGCGAGGCCGCCGCGGACCCCGCAGGAUGAACCACAAGAGCAAGAAGCGGAUCCGCGAGGCCAAGCGGAGCGCGCGGCCGGAGCUCAAGGACUCGCUGGACUGGACCCGGCACAACUACUACGAGAGCUUCCCGCUGAGCCCGGCGGCCGUGGCGGACAACGUGGAGCGCGCAGACGCCCUGCAGCUGUCCGUGGAGGAGUUCGUGGAGCGCUACGAGCGGCCGUACAAGCCCGUGGUGUUGCUGAACGCCCAGGAGGGCUGGUCCGCGCAGGAGAAGUGGACGCUGGAGCGCCUGAAGCGGAAGUACCGCAACCAGAAGUUCAAGUGCGGCGAGGACAACGACGGCUACUCGGUGAAGAUGAAGAUGAAGUACUACAUCGAGUACAUGGAGAGCACGCGCGACGACAGCCCGCUCUACAUCUUCGACAGCAGCUACGGGGAGCACCCCAAGAGGAGGAAGCUCCUGGAGGACUACAAAGUGCCCAAGUUCUUCACCGACGACCUCUUCCAGUACGCGGGCGAGAAGCGCAGGCCGCCCUACAGGUGGUUCGUGAUGGGGCCGCCGCGUUCCGGAACAGGGAUCCACAUUGACCCUCUGGGAACCAGCGCCUGGAAUGCUUUGGUUCAGGGCCACAAGCGCUGGUGCCUGUUCCCCACGAGCACUCCCAGGGAGCUCAUCAAGGUGACCCGAGAGGAAGGAGGCAACCAGCAGGAUGAGGCCAUCACCUGGUUCAGCAUCAUCUACCCCCGGACACAGCUUCCGACCUGGCCGCCUGAAUUCAAACCCCUGGAGAUCCUGCAGAGGCCGGGAGAGACUGUCUUUGUGCCAGGAGGCUGGUGGCAUGUUGUCCUCAACCUCGACACCACCAUUGCCAUCACCCAGAAUUUUGCCAGCAGCACCAACUUCCCCGUCGUGUGGCACAAGACGGUAAGAGGGAGACCAAAGUUAUCGAGGAAAUGGUAUAGGAUCCUGAAGCAGGAGCACCCUGAGCUGGCGGUGCUGGCCGACUCGGUUGACCUCCAGGAGUCCACGGGCAUGGCCUCCGACUCCUCCAGCGACUCCUCCAGUUCCUCCAGCUCCAGCUCCUCUGAGUCGGACUCAGAGUGUGAGUCGGGGUCUGAAGGCGACGGCAUGACGCACCGCAGGAAGAAGAGGAGGACGUGCGGCCUGGUGGGCAACGGGGACACCACCUCCCAGGACGACUGCGUGAGCAAGGAGCGCAGCUCCUCCAGGAUUAGGGACACCUGUGGAGGCCGGGCUCACCCCUGAGCGCAGACUCUCCCCGAGGUGGCUGUUGGCGGCCUCCCAGCCGGGUUCUCGCCUCUUCCGCUCCUACCUUCUCCUUUGCCUCCUGGACUCUGGAUCUCCCCUUCUGGCCCACGCUCCUGUCUUCGGUCAGUGCUGUGUUAACUGAGAAUAGAGUUCAAGAAGCUGAAAGCCCGGCCAGCUCCGUGAAGCCCUGCAGCUAACAAGACGUUGGCUAAGAAGGCUCUGUGCGCGCUCGUUCUAAGCUGAGCCAGGGGCUUCCGUGUCUGACUGUGUCUGUCAACUCACUGCUGUUGCUAAGGAAUGGCGCCAGCUGUGCACAAGCAGAUGCAUCGAGUGGUGAGUGGCUGACCUGCGAGGGAACCAGUCGUGUGUGAGGAAGGCCGUGAGCGCGUGCCGCCUGCCUGGAUGUCGCCGGGCGUCCGGAGACGGGGCAGUGCCUGGCCGCGGGCCCGGUGCUCAGCCCCGUCUCGCUCUCCUUCGUCUUUUCCCCGCAGUCAGCAGCUGUGGCGUUGCAGGGAUGUUGUGUGGUGGUUUGGGAGGGCAGGGGAGACGCUGGGAGAGGUAUUCUGCGAGUUCCCACCACAGAGCAGCCAGGUCCUAGGAGGCUGGUUCCGUUCUCUCCCAGCACGCGCUCCGUAGGGAAGGGGACCCCGCGACUGGGCCCGUUUCUCCCUGCAGGCAUUAGUAAGUGGCCCUGGAGCUGUCUCUGCAGGUCACUCUGGUGUGGACAUUGGGGGCUGACCGGCAGGUCCAGCUCUUGCCCUCUUGAGUCACCCGCUUGCCUUAAUCUGUCCGUAGAUUCCGCUGAAUUUAAGAGAAAAUAAGGGGUCGUCCAGGUCACACCCUGUCACGUGCAGUCUGGACUGGAGUGGAAGGAAUGGCUCACAGUGGCCAGCAGCAAGUGGCCAGAGGGGGCGGGGCACGUCGUGUGCUGUUGCCUCUCAAUACCACCUGCAAACAGGUGUGGCCAAGGGAGGAUCAUCGCAGCCAGGUUAUCGCUCCCUGACCCUGGGGCAUGUGGCUGGUCCUGUUAGUUCGGUUUCCGGCACCUGCAGCUGGGCUGUCUGCUCCCUGCCUGUCUCGCCUGCUGAUCGCUGCCUUGGAAGCAGGCCCACAGCAGCUCCCUCUGGCCCCGUGGCCCAGGUGUGCAUGGGUGUGAAUUAAGUCAAGCUCUAAAUGUGGACUGUCUCUCGGUACUGAUACCCGAAUGGGGUCCCUCCUCUGCUUUUCAAAAGCUUUUUCUUUCUGUCCUUAAAAUUUCUUUUCCCCAGCAUUUGACCCUUUUCCCCUCAAUUCCGAACCAAUCAGCUUUUCUCUAAUAUAUUUGUAAGUUUGAAAUAAAAAGCAAAGGCUCUUUGCCACCAGGGGGCGCAGUGGGCCAAGUUGCCAAGGGGCAAAACUUGGACUAGAAAGAUGGGCGGCCCAGUCCUGCUGCUCCAGUGCUCUUGGCUCCCGUCUGAUGAGUGGUAUCCAGGGGCACGGGGCCUGCCCUUGUCACUGCUCCAUCUCCCGAAAGGUCCAUGCAGCUGCUGGGCUGUGCCGCCCCCUCAGUAACCGUGGUCAUGUUUUAUUCGUUGUAGGCGGGCCAGGGAUUCCACAGCCCCCACCUGGCGGCGGGGGUGUGUGUGUGCGGGCAGCCAAGCAGGAGGCAGAAGGAGCAGGUGGGAAAACCAACAGAAAACACGGGAGCGGUGGCCAGGUACCGGCACCGGGCAGGAAGUCGUAUGACCAAGUGUCCACCUGUUCAGUUAGUGCCGUUCCCACCUGGCACGAACCACCCCCUUGGGUGACGUCACAGUAGGAAAGUGAGGGGUGCACAGGUGACAGCCGAGCCUGAAACCAAAGAGCUGGGUCCCAGAACAGACCUGGGGCUGGUGACCACUGCUGAGGAGGAGCGGGGUGGGCCAGACGUGAGCGCGGGACCCAGGUCCCCAGCACUCUGGGAGUGAGGUGUCCCCAUCAGCCCAAGAAUCCAGAGCCGCACACGCAGCUGCCCCAGGCUCGUUCCUGGUGCUGGGCCGGUUAAGGGAGAGCCACUGAAAACGGGCGCUACCACACGUGGCUCUGUUCCUGCAGCUGCCUGCUUAGGCGUUCAGGCAUUGACAGGUGUUGUAGCAGGCGCUGCUCUCGGUUCCAUUUGUUGCACUAAUGAGAGCCCCAUCCUUGGCCUGGAGUUGCAUGGUCGUUGAACAUGCUGUGGUUCACAGGGCCAGCCGGCACGCGUGGUGCUCACGAGAGGGAGGCUCAUCAGAUCAUGAAUCGGCCUUAUCAAUGAGCCCACGGCGUGGCCGACGUGGCCGUAGGAGCAGCUGGUGCACGUGUGGUGCAAACCCACAGGGGCUCCUCGGCCUUGGGUAUGGGACAGAAGGGCUUUGGCAGGGAGCACAAGGGUGCCGUCUGGGAGUAGGCCUACAGGAAGCAGCCGUGGGUUCUAGUUUGUGUAGCAUUUCAGUAAGUACCGUGUUCCGAUGUGUGUGUUGAUGAUGUUGAUGGAUUCGAGGUAGGAUCUGGUUUCUCCCUGCGCACUGCCUCCCCCAGCCCCCCAGCUUUUGUCAGAAGUGUUAUAAUGAUGUGAUGUUGCGAGCUCGGCCCCCCUGCCGGCGGCUCAGGGUGUGUCCUUGUUAGUGGGAGAACUGGAAUCCUGGCGCCCAGUGCCGGCUCUGCUGGGGGACGUAGCCCUGGCCCCCGUCUCCACGGCGACAGGCUGUCCUCUGAGCACCCGUGCCUCUGCCUCCGGCUCACUGUGGGCUUCGCCACCAGUGGGUCUGCCCUGGGGUUGGUAUUUUUAACUUGGAUGAAACUUGUUCAUCAUUUUAAAUAAAGCAACUUGAUUUGGA